Fusarium oxysporum Fo47 is the source of this 2682-nucleotide messenger RNA. Its product is annotated as pyridoxal phosphate-dependent transferase. NCBI's taxonomy places the organism in Eukaryota, Fungi, Ascomycota, Sordariomycetes, Hypocreales, Nectriaceae. The coding region runs from base 1 to 2682 and encodes 893 amino acids. The record is from RefSeq and is a predicted model, not a curated record. The transcript is spliced from 2 exons.
AUGAAUGAUCAGACAAAAUCCCUUUUUUCUAUGACCGAACACGGUGAAGAGUCUCGUUCGGGAACCAUGACGGCCCAUCUCCAAAGUUUCGGAGAGUGGCAGAUCCAGAAGGACAUCAUUUACCUUGACAAUGGUGCUUUCGGGUCCUGUCCAAAAUCCGUCGUUGAGAAGCAGAAAAACAUCCGGCAAGACAUUGAAGAAAACCCCCAUGAGUUCUUCGAAAGAUCAUACGUCUCCGGCUUGGAAGCCAGCAGACGCUCUCUGGCUGGCUUCCUACAUGUCGACUAUCGAGACAUCUUUCUGCUUCCUGGUGCAACUCACGCCAUGAACGUUGUCAUUCAGAGUCUCCGCUUCGACCCAGACGAUGAGAUAUUGACUACAAACGUUGCCUAUAGCUCUGUGCGGAUGGUGCUUGACCAUGUUGCGAAGAGAGAUGGCGCUCAUAUCGUUGUCGUCGAUGUGCCUCUGCUAGUCACAGGCCCCGAAGACGUGACGCAGCGCAUCCUUGCUGGCGUCACGUCUCGCACACGUUUCGCAGUCAUCGACCAUAUCCCAAGCCGAACCGGUGUCGUGCUUCCAGCAAAACAAAUCGUCAAGGAACUUGAGUCCCGUGGUAUUGACACCUUGGUCGAUGGAGCACAUGCGCCCGGUAUGAUUCACUUGGACCUCGAGGAUAUCAACGCCGCAUACUACGUCGCCAACUGUCACAAAUGGAUGUGCGCACCACGAGGAAUUGGCUUCCUCCACGUUCGGCGAGACCGCGCUCAGAACAUCAAACCAUUGGUGAUUGCCAGGUCGCCGUAUGUCGUUGGCAAGUCCAAGCACUCUGUGCUUGAGCACAAUUUCGGAUGGAUGGGGACCUAUUGCCCUUCCGCAAUGCUCUCCCUUCCCUCCGCUAUCGAUCAUCUCAAUACGGUGAUGCCAGGCGGGUACAGCGACUUGAGGAGUCGUAACCAUGACCUCGCAGUGUUAGCCCGCAGGAUUGUCUGCAAAGCUAUCGGCGUGGAUGUUCCGUGCCCGGAUAGUAUGAUUGCUGCUAUGGCGACUAUACCGCUGCCAGACUCUCCGGGGCCUGAGCAGGAGGGUAUGCUUCCCAUUCAGCAAAUUCUGUGGAAGGAACAUGGCAUUGUCAUUCCUGUUUACUCUUGGCCUUCAUACCCUAAGCGAGUGGUCCGUUUGUCGGUGCAGGCUUAUAAUAGGUUGGAUCAAUACCUUAAGCUCGCCGACUGUUUACGCAUCGUGCUGCGCAAUGAACGAAAGUCAUUUUCGCUUGCCUCUGUUGGUUCAAUUGAGUUUCCAACUCCUCCAUACACAAGGAGACAAAGUGACGACUCCGCGUACUCUUCAUCCUCAGAGAGCCCUCUGGCGUGCGGAUGCUCCAGCCUUGGAACGAAGACCUUGAGUGCGGGAUACGGUGUGCCUGAGACUCCCUACCAAGACAUUGAGAAGCCAACCCCAGCCAUACUCAGUAGACUCGCGGAAUCCAGAUUACUGAAGAUCUUACGUGGCACAUUCUCCUUCGAUCCUGUUUCCUUGUUUCCCACCGCAGGAGAUUGUGAGGCAGCACUCACUUUGAACAGUGAGAUCCAGAAACAUGCGAACAUGGAGACCUCCAAAAUGGCCUACAUGCUAUCUUGCAUUCCACGGCGCAGAAUUCCACAGAUAAUGGCUUCUUCUGUAUCGCAGCUGCUUAAGACUGAAGACGUAAUUGAGAAUUGGCCUCGCCGAAUGAACACGCUCAAGAAUCAGUCUCAGAUACUCAGUCGAGCCAUCAUUUUUGAGAUGAACGCUCCUAGAGCACCUGCCAAAUUUCCAGUUGAUGGCAGUGAAUUUGUCGGUCGAGUUGUGCCGUAUGAAACAGAAACCCACGAAGAGAACCUCAGUCUGAAGUUCUGGAGCCGUGCUCUAAAAGACUUCACCACCAAGGGAAGAUGGUCUACAGGUCGAGUUACAUCGUUCUUGCAGAUCCAUGCGUUUUUGAGAGAUCCUGUUUGUGGUCUGCGCAACAACUUUGAAUCCCGCAAAAAUAAUUUCCUGAACUUGCUUACCAGGCUCACGAAGGAGCUGGAGGAGACGAGUCAGACCAUACGAGAAGAUGUCGCAGCGCAGUUGGCGGCCGAGUCUUCAUUCAUUUCUCAACCUCUCGUCAGUAACGCAGGCUGCGUUCACUUUUCGGAGGAUCAGCAACUUGUAUACUCAUACGUUGAUAUUUCGGAUAUGGCUCGAUCCGAGUUCUCUUGCCCAGAAAUUGUGAUUGGUAUGAUCAGCGAUAUUCUCAAUUGCAGGUCUGGGGACAAGAUCCGUUUCGUCUCCAUCUACGGACUCUCAAAGCUUCAGGAAGCCGAAGAUAACUUGCGAGAGUACUGCCGAGACAGUGGAUUUGGACCAGUCUAUUUUGUCGACUUCUGCGCUGUGCUACAGAUGCUCCGGAACAAUGCGAUGCACAUAUUGAGCCAGCUUCAAACAUGCGUUACUUUGGGACGCUUCAAGCAUAUUACCCAGGUGCCGUGUCUGAUUACGGAGGAGGCAUCGUUCAUUACCAAGGUGUUGGUCGAUGGAGAGGAGAUUGCACAGCCGAUUCAUCAGUCUGUUUUCGCGACAGAUGAUUUGCUUGUAGCAUUGCCGGCAAAGAUGCAGUGCCAUGGGCGGGCGAAGGGGUUCAAGGCGCUACCAGUUAGGUAG